AGGGGUGUGGAAAAGAGGGGGGAAAGUCAUGUUUAUUAGAUACCUAAAUUUAGAAACCUAUUUAUCUAAUGAGUUAGGGGCCAUGUGGUCUUGGAUUCAGAUGCAAAUUCUGCUCUAAUAAUCCUAAUGCAGAAAGUCAUCCCUGAGACCUGAUGCCGCUUUCUCAAUAACAUGGACCACUGAGAUAAGCCCAGAGCAAUUAAGUUAAAAUUGUUAGUUCAACCUAGGAGGUGCCUUUGAGACUCUGAACAUCCUGUGAGGCUGCCAGUCACAGGGGAAGAGUUUGCUAAUGGUCAUCAGCUGAGACUAUCCUGGUAGGGUGAGGGCCAAGAGCAAGGGGCAUUGUUUAAAUCCAAGAGACAAAGUGGAAGAACCAGAACGGAGACAGCAUCAGCUUGAUGAAAGCAUGAGGUGGCUGUUGGGAAGCAGCUGGAGGAAGUUUGGACCUGCUGGCAGAGGAGCCUAUGAAUAUUUAACUAGUGAACCAAGCUUGCCACUUCUGGACACCCAGCUGCAGAGCACACAUAAGAUAAGCUCUACCAAAGAAGACAUUGAGCCAUUCCUGUGCAUCAUUCUUCCAGCCACCAUCUUGCUUUUCUUGGCAUUUCUGCUACUUUUCCUAUAUCAUCGUUGUAAGCAUCCAAGGCCCCAGGGGCAGAUCUUCAGCAUUGACCUUCCAGAACACAUACCAGAGAGAGAAGUGACUGAUUUCCUUUCAGUCUUACCCUGGAGUUCUGAGCAGACCUUCCAUUAUUCGACCUUGCACCCUGAUGCUACCUUCCUCACUGUGUGCUUGCCACCCUCUUAUGAGGAGGCCACUAUGAAAACACCUGAAGAAGAGGUCCAAAAUAGGAUUACCCAGGAUCUAGUACCUCAUUAUGAAGAAGAGAGCACACAUAAGUUGGAUGAUAAUAAAGGACCUUCCCUUGCAAAUCCUUUGCAUCAAUAGCUGUCAGCCUUUUAAGUAGGAAGCCCCCAAAAUUUGAUUUGGAGAAGGGGGUAUGCUAGCCCAUCAAAUGGAAUAUUCAAGCACCAGUGAUAAACUACAACCCAAAGAGUAUGAUGGAAAAAAUGCAAAUUCGUCUCUUUAAUUCAGGUAUAUCAUCUGCGAUACUGAUGAACAUUAUUUCUUAUUUCCUAGACAUGAUUAAGAUCAUCUAAAAUAAGUAACACUUUGAAUUUCUUGUCCCAGGUAAAAAGAAAAAAAUUCAUGAAGGUUAAAGGAAUUUAACUGAUAUUACCAAAGGUCACUAGUUACUGGAUGAAGAAAAAAAAAAAACUGAACACAUGCAUCCCCUCUCAAACAAAGAUAUUUCUUUCUAAUUUCUCUACCUUAUGGACUCAGCUUAGUCUUUUAUAUUACUUUAUUUCAUCUUCAUUUAAGUGUUUCAUAACUCACAGGAAGUCCCAGAAAUUAUCAAGAGAAAAUUUUGAGAAUUAACAGAGAACAGACAUAACAUUUGGAAAUAUAUAUAUCAACAAUUGCUUUAUGCCCUUCACUGAAGUGGGGCCAAUGAGUUUGGAAACAAUUGGUCAGAGGAAAAUAAGAGUUGAAGAUUAGCUUCUGAAAAUAAGUAGUUAAACACAUCUUGGCUUCUGUUUACUCCUAAAAUAGAUAUAUGUGUGUAUAUGUAUAUAUAUGUAUAUGAUACUGAUAUAUAUCUUUCGGUUUUAUUUAUGUAUCAUUUUUCAUUAUGCACAUUUAUAAUUUUUCAUGAGAGGUCUCAAAACAGUGAAAAACAAUUAAGUAAACUGAAUAAUAUUAUGCAACAUUUCAUAGCUGCAGCACUCCCACUUCUCUAUUUAAAAAAAUUACAGAAAUCUAUUUUCUUUCCCUACUACCCCCCACUUUAUUGAAAGGGAAAAAAAAGAAAAGAAAAAAAGAAAUUUCUUAGAACAAAAAAUGCAUGGUCAAAAAAAUGAAUUCUCCUCAUGGAUGUACAUGUUCACACAUGUACAUAUAUUUUCUCUUUUUUC
This is a messenger RNA of Monodelphis domestica (gray short-tailed opossum), 1977 nucleotides long. RefSeq names its product small integral membrane protein 28 (gene SMIM28). NCBI's taxonomy places the organism in Eukaryota, Metazoa, Chordata, Mammalia, Didelphimorphia, Didelphidae. The record is from RefSeq and is a predicted model, not a curated record.